Molecule: messenger RNA, 492 nt
Organism: Mycetomoellerius zeteki
Lineage: Eukaryota; Metazoa; Arthropoda; Insecta; Hymenoptera; Formicidae
Exons: 3
Source: RefSeq, a predicted model, not a curated record
AUGGAUAAUAAAGACAACAUAAAAACACUCUUAUUAUUAUAUGAACAACAUCCUUCAUUGUAUGUUGUUAAAUCAGCUGAAUACCACAACCGAACCAAAAGAGAGAUCGCUUAUCGAGAAAUAUGUGAACAAAACCAAGAAAUAACAAAACAACCUUUAACUGUAGAAGCUGCUAAAAAGAAAAUUAAUAAUUUAAGGUCGCAGUAUUUAGAUUACAUCAACAAAAUAAAAGCAUCAAAAUCAAGUAGUAUGUCAACUAAUGAUAUUUAUAAACCCACAUGGUGGUUAUUUGACGAUAUGAAAUUUCUUGACCCACAUAUUGCUCAAAGAAAAGGAGAAUCUUCUAUAACAGUGUCUAGUCAACAACGUAGCAGUUUAGAAAGCACUACACAAGAAGAAAGUGACAACGAAGAUAUACAAUUUGUAGAUGUUGUUGAUAUUUUAAAAGCACAAGAUUCCAAUAAAGAGAAUACUGAGUCAAAUCUUCAGCCA